AUGAAGUCUGCGCUGCUUGUGCUAUCGGCGGCGCUGCUCAGUGGCGUCGCUUCCAAGCACCACCACCACGUCGCCAAGCACGAACGCCACGAGAGAGAGAGGUGCUGCCACCGCACGAUGCACGGCCGGGAGCACUGGCACCCGCACCACCCCGAGUACACGCCGCCCGAGGUGACGCCGGCGCAGCGCCACGAAAUCGACAACGUUCUCCCGACGGCGUUCGACUGGUGCGAGCAAGGGGUGUGCGGGCCGUCGUGGAACCAGCACAUUCCGAAGUACUGCGGGUCGUGUUACCUCCACGGCGCGCUCUCGCAGGCGCAGGACCGCAUCAAGAUCAUGCACGCCAAGAAAGGCUUCACCGGCGCCGACGUCAUGCUCGGGCGCCAGAGCUUUCUCAACUGCGCGCCGGGGCACAACAUCUCCAACGGUUGUGACGGCGGCGAAGGCAUUGAUGUGUGGCGCUUCAUGGCCGACUACGGCCUUCCGGACGAGACUUGCCUCCCGUACAAUGCGACCGACUACGCCAAGUACACGUGGACCAACGGCACGUGCCCGCCCGAGGGCUACUGCAUGAACUGCAUGUACACGCCCGAGAGCCCCAAGGUGGCGCAGUGCUUUCCGGUCACCAAGAUGGUCCGGUACCGCGCCGCGUCGUUUGGCCAUAUCAAGGGCGAGCACGCGAUGCUGAAGGAGCUCCAGAACGGUCCGAUCACGUGCGGCAUCGCCUGCAGCGACGGCUUCUCGUACAACUACUCGGCCGGCAUCUUCAACGACACGACGGGCUUUAUGGACGUCGACCACGACGUCGAGAUUGUCGGCUACGGCGAGGAGGACGGUGUGAAAUUCUGGCACAUUCGCAACUCGUGGGGCUCGUACUGGGGCGAGAACGGCUUCUUCAAGAUCGUCCGCGGCACCAACAACCUCGGCAUCGAGUCCGACUGCACGUUUGUCGUCCCGGAUGUGAGUCAAGAAGACCUUGUCUGGAGCCAAACGCCAGCGUACGGCGGGUCCAUUUGGGGCAUCCGACCCUUCUCGGACGCUGCCAAGGCGCACCCGACCGUCCCCGAUACGUUGGACGUCACAGGUGGCGAAGGAAGACCGCUGCCGACGCCGUCCCCCGAGACAACGGCCGAUGCAUCGACAACGCCGGCAUCCACGACGGCCGAGAUCUUAGUCAACGCCCCGACGCCUAAACCAACCACCGAUACGCCCGAGUCGACCACCAAGAAACCAGAGCCGACGACGGAAAUGGUUUUGGCCAGCCCGACACCGACUACUGCCGAACCUCCGACACUGGCGCCGACGACACAUCGGCCGCCGGUCACACCCCGCGCAACACCGGUGCCGACGGGCAACGGGACGGACGACACCAUCAUGGCGCAGUCGGCAUCGUUCUCGCCCGUCACGUCGUUGUCGACGUCGACGCUCGCUUGCCUCGGGCUCCUCAUGGUGGUUGUGGCCGGCGUCGUCCUCCGCCGCUUUAUCAGCCGCCAUGCUCGCCACGACGCGUACGACAUUAUCAACUGA
Messenger RNA from Saprolegnia parasitica CBS 223.65, 1527 nucleotides. RefSeq lists its product as hypothetical. Bases 1 to 1527 code for a protein of 508 amino acids. Gene Ontology annotation, molecular function: cysteine-type endopeptidase activity. The record is from RefSeq and is a predicted model, not a curated record. The transcript has 5 exons. Lineage: Eukaryota; Oomycota; Saprolegniomycetes; Saprolegniales; Saprolegniaceae. Gene Ontology annotation, cellular component: lysosome.